Schistocerca piceifrons (Central American locust) is the source of this 2698-nucleotide messenger RNA. It is a transcript of the gene EMC10, whose product is annotated as ER membrane protein complex subunit 10. The record is from RefSeq and is a predicted model, not a curated record. The transcript is spliced from 6 exons. Bases 91 to 816 code for a protein of 241 amino acids. NCBI's taxonomy places the organism in Eukaryota, Metazoa, Arthropoda, Insecta, Orthoptera, Acrididae. Gene Ontology annotation, cellular component: EMC complex.
UUUCCACUCAUGUAAACUUUGGAGUUUGGAAAAUGUGAUCGUGCAGGAGAACGUAAACAUAGUGUUUUGAAAGUGUUAUGUGAUCAGAGGAUGGAAUUAUUUGGUGCUUUGUUCUUUUUGGCCAAAUGUUUAGCUGUUACAUAUGGGUUUCAGUCAGGAGUAGACUAUGAUGGAGUAUUAAAUGUGAAACUGCGCCAUGCUCUUGAUCACGUUCCUAGCCCAGAGUUCACUGAUCGUGGUGCAAUAACGAUACAGAGCAUACGAACUGGAGCUGUUUCAGCACAACAGAUUUCCCUUUCUGCAUUUGACAGACAGAAAUUGAAGCACCUGGCAGAAAAAGACGGCUUGUAUAGGAUUAAUGCAACCGUUCGGACUGUGGAUGGAAAGGAAAUUUCAUUUUUGACAUUUGUGAAAGCUUGCUCUCUGGUGGAGUCGGGGCUCUCAGAUAUACUAACGGUCUCACUGGACCAUACAGGAAUGCCUGUUGCUGUGACAGCAAGUACUAUAUCAGAUGGGUGCCAUGGAGACCUAGAAAUUAUUGAAGAUCUACGCAACUUUAACACCAGUGUAUUUGUCAAGCACAUGGAACAGGGACCUGUGCCUGAUACUGCUACCUACAUACAGAAAUUGGAGAAAGAGAAAGAAGCAAGAGAAAGAGGUGAAACACAAGACAACCGCUCUUUCCUAGCAAAAUAUUGGAUGUACAUAGUCCCAGUGGUGAUCUUUGUGCUGCUGUCUGGUGCUGCUAACCCUGAAGGUGCUGCUGGCGGAGGGGGAGGUGGUGGGGGUGGCGGCGGUGGUGGCGCUGGCAGGUAGAUAGCUCAGGUGCAACUUAAUCGCCUGCUCCACUGCCUGGUUACAGCUGGACUAACAGUUCACUGGCUUAUGCUGUAUUCGCUUUACCUGACGUUGUACAAUAUGGUUCCGUUUCGUUCCUUAAAGUGGGCUUUUAUCAGUGGCUCACAAGUAAACUAUUUAUGAACAUUUAAUGAAUGUUGUGAAAUCACAUUGAGUAAAACUGUUGAUACUUUUUAUCUUUGCACACUGUCAUAUUACAUUGAAUAUGAUGUUCUAUUAUUAUGUGCUCAGGUUUUCGAUGUAUGAUUGUGGUUCUCACUUAUGCCGUCUAAUAGCAAUACCAUAACUGGUGUAGGCUUGUUGCUGCAGAACAUUGUUGAAUGCUUAGGCUGAGACAAAAUGUGACUUUUUCUAUAUUUAAUAAUUUAGAAUGAAAAUAUUUAUUGCACUGUUACUGAAAAUAUAUUUAAAAUUGCAAAUUUGAAUAUUGUUGUGUUGUAUAUGAUUAGGAGUAGAGAAAAUAAAACUGAGCUAUUGAUUUCACCCAAAAGUGCAGAUAUAUUAGAGGGUAAUUACUAAAGCUGGUCAUGUUUUAGUAACUGCCCAGUACUCUUAGUAUAUUGAAAAAAUAUGGUUGUUGCUUACACUCUGGAAGUGGAUGGAUGUUUAUUGUAUUUCAUAAAUAACAUUCGUACAAUUAUAUGUUGCAUAAUUUAAGAAUUGUGCAUUCCAAAGACAACAUGCGAUUCCUCCCUGCCCUCCCCCCAUUCUCUCUCUCUCUCUCUCUCUCUCUCUCUCUCUCUCUCUCUCUCUCUCUCUCCCCCCCCCCCCCCUCCCUCUCACCCUCCCUCCCUACCUUCCCCCUCUCCAUCCCUCCCCUUUCCAUGGCCUGGAAGCUCGACUUCGUAGUCGUUACGGAUAUCUUUAAUUUAAUUACCCCCAUCUCUUCAGCUCUGAUAUUUGCGCAUUUGAUAUUACUGCCGUAACAUGUUUGUUUUGUUACUGCUUCAUGCUUGCACUGAAGUAUCAUUUUAGGCAUUGCAUGGUAUGGUGAUUUUUGUCGGUGCAAUAUGGGAUUUAAAAAUUAAUUCAUUAUUGGCAAGUGUAAAUGAUGACUUGAAAUUCUAUUCAAGUUUCAUUCUUACAAAAGUUCGUUCAAGAACGCAAGAGUUUGAUUUUAGGGAAAAGGUAUCUGGUAUCUCAGUCUUGUUUUUCUGAGGUCACAGUUUGCAUAUGUGUUUACAAUUAGUAGAAUAUUUCUUAAUUGAAUUUGGGAAUUUUGCAGCAAGUGCCUGCAGUGGCUUUUUUAAAGGGCUUUGCAUGUGGAAAGUACAAUAAUCAAUAUUAUACAUGUUCUCAAGCUCAGUUCUAUAUUUGUAGAAGUGCUGCUUUUUUAAAGUUGCUCACAGUCAGUUGCCUGAAUGAAAUUAAUGUGUUUACUACUGACUGUAAUUCAUAAAUGUGAACAAUUGUCUUUUUAUUAAUAUGACAAACAAUUGUCAAUGUUUAGUAUGUCCAAAGCCCUCUUUAAAGAUGUGAAUGAACUUUGUGGUCAUGCUCAGUAGAUUAAGUGAAUACUUGUGACUUCACACUAAUUCCUGAGCAACAUUCUGUAGCAUUACAUAUUAAAAGUGUUUAAAAAAAUGACGUAAUAAGUAAGCGCAUUUUGUGUGUAAUAUAUGAAUGUUAGGUAAAAAUGUUGUCCUUUAUUUAUUUUGAUGGUUAACUGUUUACUAAAAUAAAAGAAAUAUAUGUACGCCUGUUUUAUUAAAAGUGUUAUGAAUUCAGACAGAAAAUUCUGAGGAUGCCAGGAAGUAUACACUGUAAAAACAGAGGCCAAGACACUGUAGUUUCAGCUGUGGCCAUUUUCUUGUGUAUUAAAAUUGCUCUUUCUGUGGAA